CUGUCACACACACAGUCGCUCUCCCACCCACGGAACGUUACGUACGCUGGAAGAAAAGUGAAAGUCAAGAUGCGCAUUUUCCUGCUGGUGGUGGCGGCUGCCCUUUCGGCUGCAGCACAGGAGACCACCCCGACAGAAGAAAACCUAGCAGCAACAGAUGGUCCUCGUGAAUUCUCAACAUACCCACCUAGCAAAUGCCGUUACUACUGUGGGUACGAGGGAUAUGCAUACUGCUGUGAUGAUGGCACCAGACCUUUUCCCCCCGAUCACGAUAACAAUGUAGGCGCUUGCGUAGAAAUGGAAGAACACAUCUGUGAAAAUGACGCUAUCUACUAUACCAUCGUUGACAAUAAUGGGGUGAACACGACGAAGCAGCUGUUCGAGGGCUCGCCAGUGGACACGCCCCCUUGCGCCUCCGACGGCUACUGCGCCGAGGACGAGAAGUGCUGCCCGACGCCCUGCGCCAGGAAGCACCUGUGCCUCGCCGCCGCAGCGGAGGUUGCUCUUCGCGAAUUCUCAACUCCCCCGCCAAGCAACUGCCGCUACUACUGCGGUUACGACGGGGAUGCUUACUGCUGCGAUGAUGGCACCAGACCCAUUCCUCCGGAUCACGAUGACAAUGCAGGUGUUUGUGUAGACAUGAGCGAACACAUCUGUGAGGACGAUGCUAUUUAUUACAACGCUAUUGAUGGGACCGGAGCGAACACGACGGAGCAGCUGUUCGAGGGCUCGCCAGUGGACACGCCCCCUUGCGCCUCCGACGGCUACUGCGCCGAGGACGAGAAGUGCUGCCCGAGAUCUCCCUUAGUGUCGUAA
Molecule: messenger RNA, 816 nt
Organism: Penaeus indicus
Lineage: Eukaryota; Metazoa; Arthropoda; Malacostraca; Decapoda; Penaeidae
Exons: 11
Coding region: 70-816 (248 amino acids)
Cellular component (GO): extracellular region
Molecular function (GO): peptidase inhibitor activity
Source: RefSeq, a predicted model, not a curated record